AUGACCUUCAAUNGUAAAUUUGAUUAGAGUUGUAAAACAAAAUAAUGUCCUGAUUAUAUUGAGGAAUAUUGCAUUUAAAAUGAUUGUAAUUGGAAUAUAAUUGAAGGAACUUGUUAAUAAUAAGUUGAAUGCUCUUAAAUUCAAAAUGAAUCUGAUUGUAAUCGCUAGAAAUACAAUAAAAGAACAUGCUUUUGGGUUAUAUAGAAUGAUAACUAAUUUUGCACUUAAAACACAUGUCGCCAUCUCGAUAAUUCUAUAUUAUGUUCUGGCUCACGUUUUGUUAAUGAAUAUUGUGUUGAGUUAAGUGAUUCUACUUGUGUAUCAUGUGAAGAAAUUUUAGAUAAAUGCGAAUGUAUUUAAUAAUCUAAAUAUUGUUAUUAUGACAUUGAACAAAAUAAUUGUAAGUCUAAGAAUUGUGAGUCUUUUAAAAAUUAGGAAGAAUGUCCUGAUAAUUUAUGUUCAUAUUAUGAUCAUGUAUCUUUUAUUAUUCUAUAUUUAGAAAUGUCAAAAUUAAUGUUAAUAUAUAUAUAAAGAAGAUCAAUGUAAGAAAAUUAAUAGAUGUACUUGGAAGAGUGAAUAACAGAAAUGUCAAGCAUUAUGUGAAAAAUUUUCAGAUGAAUCAUAAUGUUAAGAGAUGAAGGAAUGUUUUUGGAAUGAUGAUCAAUAGAUUUGCCAAAAUAACACCAAUUCUUAUGAGAUAGAAAAGGAAAUAAAAAGUCAUUUGCUUAGUUUAGCUUUAAUUUAGUGGGUUAUGAUAUGA
This is a messenger RNA of Paramecium sonneborni, 760 nucleotides long. The record is from the annotation of a GenBank genome assembly. NCBI's taxonomy places the organism in Eukaryota, Ciliophora, Oligohymenophorea, Peniculida, Parameciidae.